AUGUCUGAAUAUAUUUCUAUGCAAAAUGGUCUUGGACAAGCAAAUAUUUCAACUUUAACUUUACUUGCUAAUUCUUUAAAUGAAUUUAUACAUCAUUCUCGAAAAUUUAAUUUAACAGAUAGGAAUGAAAAGGAAGACCUUAGUCAAUUUUUACUUCAAGAAUCAUUACCAAAUGUAAUUAUUAAAAUAAUUGGUAUAAAAAAUAAAAAAAUUAGACAUACAUUCAGAGCAUCAAUUCAAAAAAUAUUCAAACAAAUUAUGUGUAAUUUAAUGGAACAAACUAAUAUUUGGCUUUUAAAUGGUACUAGAGAAAUGCUUGAUUUAGAAGAAAAUGAAAGAGAAUUGGUUGAGAAUGAUGAAGACAAUCCUAAUAUUGUUAUAUGUAAAUCAUUUGGUAAAUCACAAAUAAUAAUGUAUCAUUCUUCAGCCUAUCAAUUUAUUGAUAAAACUCUUUCUCGAAUUCAACAACAACCAACAUCUUCUCAUAUUCCUAUCAUUAAUUUACUAAUCCAAGGUGAUGAUUUAACUAUCGAAAAUAUGAUUGAAAAUAUUUCUAAACGUAUUCCAACAAUCAUCUUAAAAGGUACAGGAAUGAUUGCUAAUCAAAUAGCUGCUCUAUAUGAACCGAUGAGUAAUAUUUAUGAUGAAACAUCAAAUGAACAAAUAUUAUCGGAAAAAGAUCUUCAUCGACUUAUCAAUAUGAAUGAAAAUACACGUACACUUAUGUUUGUUUGUCAACCGGGUAAAGAUGAACUUGAUGAAAGUAUUCUUCGAGCUAUCAGUACAGCAAUACAAAUUAUUGAUAAAGAUCAUGCACGUAUUCGUAAAUUAAGUUUUGCUAUGCGAUGGAAUAAAAUAAAUUAUGCUCAAAUUUAUAUUCUUAAUCAUAAUACGAUUAUAAACUGGACAGAUGAAGAAUUAGAUAAAUGUCUUGAAAUGGCACUUGUUUCGAACGUUGUACCAUUUGUUGAAUUAUUAUUUGAAUAUGGAGCAUCAUUAGAACGUUUAGCUCUUAUUAGUGAUUCAGAUCUUUUUAAAAUACAAUCUGAUAAAAGAAAAAGUCAAAUUGCUCAAUUUAUAAUUGAAACUAUUCCUAUUAUAAUAAAUCUUGAUUCAGAUAAACGUGUUCAAGCUUAUGUUCGUCUUUUAUUCUAUUGGGCUAUUGAAAAUCAAUAUUUUGAACUUGCUAUGAGUAUUUGCACUCGAUUAGAAGAUUCAAUUAUUGCUAUGUUACUGGUUAGUCAAUGGUGUCAAUAUAAAGAACUGAAUGAUUAUACAACUUCAGAUACUUAUCGAAUACAUCGUCGACAAUUUGAUAUGUAUGCUGCUGAUAUACUCGAUCUUUGUUAUGAUGAUAAUAAAGAAAAUACUAUUAAAUUCUUACAUGAAAAAUCCAUUUUAUAUCAUGAUCAACAAUCAUUAGUUCUUAUUGAUGAACUUUGCUCGAAAACUUUAGUAUCAACUGAUUGUAUGCAAUCUUAUAUGAAUACGAAAUGGUAUGGAACUGAAUUUCAUCAAAAUAAAAAUUUCAUAUGGGAAAUACUAAUCUGUCUUGUGUGUAUUUGUCCAAUAUUAUUAUUCAUUCCAAUUAUACACAAUCGAAUUUUUCAACGAAAUAAAUUCGAUACAAAUGGUUAUAAUUUUUGGAGUAAAAUAACAAACAAAUUUGAACUUUUCAAUCGAUUUUAUCAUGGAAAUGCAGUUAUUCGAUUUCACUACAAUAUGGCAUCAUACACUGCGUUUUUGAUUUUAUUUAGUUAUACAAUUUUAUUUGAUUAUUUUCCAUUGAAUAUUUAUAAAGAAAAACGUUCAAAUAUUUAUCGAUUACCUAUUCCAUUAACUGAAAUAAUUCUACAUAUAUUUCUUGCAUCAAUUGCUCUCGAAGAAAUUCGACAAGUUUUCUUACAUGUUAAAUCAGCUUUGAUUAAAUCUCCUUAUUGGAAAAAAUUAUCUGAAGUAAAUCGUCAUCGAAAUACAAUAUGGUCAUUUUAUAGAAAUGAUCCUUGGAAUGUAUUAGAUUUUGUUGCUUUUACACUUUGGAUUGUCGGGUUUAUUACACGUUUUAUUGUACGAGAUCAUGCAUUCGAAGUAUCUAAAAUCUGUAUGAGUAUUGAUUUAUGUUUAUGGUACAUGCGAUGUUUACAUGUAUUUCUCGCUUCAGAAAGAUUGGGACCCAAGUUAUUAAUGAUAUUUCAUACGAUGAAAGAUUUAAUGUCAUUUUUAUUUUUUAUUCUUAUUUUUCUCUCUGCUUAUGCGAUAACAACAUAUUCAUUGAUAACUACAUCAUCAUUUGUUAUAUGGACAAACUCAACACAUUUUACAACUGUACAAAAUGGAGGAAAUUUAACGAAUAUAGAAAUUCUUCGAAAUAUUAUUGAAUGGGGUACAUGGAAAAUAUUUGGAAGUACAAGUUUAACAACAAGUGAUUCCGUAGAAAUGAAAUAUACAGCAAAAAAUGAUGCUUAUGGUUUUGUAACUUUAAUUUUAACAAUAGCUUUUUUAGUUGUUGCCUAUGUUCUUUUAUUAAAUAAUUUAAUUGCUUUAUUUAACUUUACAAUUCAACGUGUUCAUGGUGAAUCACAUCGAACAUGGUGUUAUCAUUUUUAUGUUGUUUUAAAAGAAUAUGAAGAAAAAGAUAUGUUUGUUCCACCAUUGAAUUUAUGUUUAUGGCCAAUAAGUUAUUACAUGCGGAAAAGAUUACAUGACAGCACGAAGAAAAGAAAUAACACUUUUAUUGCUCAUGGUAAUUACGAUGUAAAACAUAUUCGUAAACAACAACAAAGAAUUGCUGAACAAUAUUGGAAAGAAAAACAAAUUAGUAAAGAUGGAUCAAUUCAUCAACGACCAUAUGUAUGUCGACAAUGUAAAUGUCGUGGAACUGAAGCUGAUUAUAUUGAAUCAACAUUUUUAUAA
This is a messenger RNA of Adineta steineri, 2913 nucleotides long. NCBI's taxonomy places the organism in Eukaryota, Metazoa, Rotifera, Eurotatoria, Adinetida, Adinetidae. The record is from the annotation of a GenBank genome assembly.